Molecule: messenger RNA, 837 nt
Organism: Musa acuminata AAA Group (dessert banana)
Lineage: Eukaryota; Viridiplantae; Streptophyta; Magnoliopsida; Zingiberales; Musaceae
Product: cytochrome P450 710A1-like
Exons: 2
Coding region: 1-837 (278 amino acids)
Biological process (GO): sterol metabolic process
Molecular function (GO): oxidoreductase activity, acting on paired donors, with incorporation or reduction of molecular oxygen; heme binding; monooxygenase activity
Source: RefSeq, a predicted model, not a curated record
AUGUGGAAGAAAUCUCUGCAGCUUGCAGCGAUUUCUGCAGCGAUGCUGGAGAAAUCUGCAAGGUUGGAGAUAGUUGCAUUGGAACUUGACGUGACAUGCACCUCAUGGUUCCGAUGGCAUGCACCUCAUGGUUCCGGUGGCGUAUUGCGGGAGGUCGCGGAGGCGGAGGCCGCCGGGACGCGGCCGCCGCCGGAGAACGGGGACGAGGAGAUCGGCGGCCACCUGUUCGACUUCCUAUUCGCGGCGCAGGACGCGUCCACCUCGUCGCUGCUGUGGGCGGUGGCGCUGCUGGACGCGCACCCGGAUGUGCUGGCGCGGGUCCGGGGGGAGGUGGCGGCGCUGUGGGCGCCGGAGUCGGGGGCGCCCAUCACGGCGGAGCAGGUGCAGCAGAUGCGGUACACGCAGGCGGUGGCAAGGGAGGUGGUGCGGUACCGGCCGCCGGCGACGAUGGUGCCCCACAUCGCCGGGCAGCCGUUCCCGCUGACGGAGUGGUACACGGUGCCGAAGGGGGCGAUAGUGUUCCCGUCGGCGUACGAGUCGUCGUUCCAAGGGUUCACCGAGCCGCAGCGGUUCGACCCAGACCGGUUCUCGGAACAGCGGGCGGAGGACCGGGUCCACAAGCGCCACUUCCUGGCCUUCGGCGCGGGCGCCCACCAGUGCGUGGGCCAGCGCUAUGCCAUCAACCACCUCGUCCUCUUCAUCGCCCUCUUCACCUCGCUCGUCGACUUCGAGCGCCACCGCACCGACGGCUGCGACGAGAUCGCGUACGUGCCAACCAUCGUGCCCAAGGACGACUGCACCGUACACCUCUCCCGGCGAGGCGCUCCCUCACUCUGA